UGAAUGCCGUCAAGCAGAUUGCUUUCCAGUACAGUUUGCAAAAAAGUCACGUCUCUCUCUCUCUCUCGUUCGUGGUCUCUCUCUCUCUCUCUCUCUCCAUCUAUGGAGCCCUCCCUCCCUCUCUCACUCCCUGGCUGGUCCUAUCAUGAUAAUUGGUUCCAAUUUGAGAUCUUCCCAAUGACAUGAGCAAAAAAGCGGCUUCUCCGGGCUGCGGCGAGACCAUGAAAAGGAAAGCGAGCGGAUGCGGGAGCGGCCAGAGCAUCACAACGGGGGCCGCGGCCGCUAGUCACGCGAGUGGAAAAAGUAGCAAAGGCUGCUUCUCGUUCGUCUCCGCCGCUGCUGCGGGUCUGAAGCCCGGCGCGGGCAGCGCAGCCCUCAUGGACGAAGCGGAGGACGGCGAGGAGGAGCUCAAAUUCCAGCAACCUCGACUGCGCCGAGCCGGUGGAAGUGGCAGCAGCAGCAGCGGUGGGGGUGGCGGCGGCGGCGGUGGAGGCGGUAGUAUACGAAUGAAAAACUUCUCGUCGGGAGGGGGAGUCGCGUCGACGCAGAGCAAGAACUUCAACAACAACGAGCUCUGCCUAUUGCAAGGCGAGGGGACCGCACGUGCCACUUCCGUAACCACCCCAACUGCUGCGAGGUCUUGCCUGGGAGAUGGCGCCGGACGUGGAAGCGCGAACAGAGUUGGAGGCGGGGACGCGUGCACGGGCGUAGCGGUGACCGGUGUGACUACAAGUGCUUCGGGUGACGGUCGCGGGAGCGCGGCACCCAAUACUACAGACAUGAAAUGCAACAAAAACGGAGAAUGCCGGCGGGAUUCUGGCGUGACCGGGAGACAGAGCCCGGUCACAUCCAAGCAGGAGAAGCAGAGUGUCGAUGAAGUUGGAACUGGGGCUGGGAGUAAGCGACCUUCCUGCAACUCCACGGCCGCCAGUGCGGACGGCUCCACCGGCGGGUGCUUGGCACAGGGGCAGGGGGGCGAGACCGCUUGUCCCGGCAACGCUACUGCUCCGGCUGUCUCCGACAAAAAGGACUCCAAGGUCUCCUUCUCAAACGCGCCCAGUCGAAAAGCGUCUUAUGCUGUGCACGUCCCGGGCCAGACGCAGCAGCCCAGGAAUUCGGUCACGUUCCUGAAGUCCGAGGACGGGCCGCAGAUCGUGACCGAGGAUGGUGAGCCGAGAAGCAGCCAGGCUAGUUUCAUGCAGCGGCAGUUGAGCAGCAUGUUGCAGCCGGGAGUCAAUAAAUUCUCCCUGCGUAUGUUUGGAAGUCAAAAGGCGGUCGAAAGGGAACAGGAACGGGUUAAGUCCGCAGGCAAUUGGAUCAUUCACCCGUACAGCGAUUUCAGAUUCUACUGGGACUUCACCAUGCUCAUGUUCAUGGUGGGCAACCUGAUCAUCAUCCCCGUGGGCAUCACCUUCUUCAAGGAGGAGACGACCACGCCCUGGAUAAUCUUCAACGUGGUCUCCGACACCUUCUUCCUGACGGACCUGGUGCUCAACUUCCGCACGGGCAUCGUCAUCGAGGACAACGCCGACAUCGUGCUGGACCCCGACAAGAUCAAGAUGAAGUACCUGAAGACGUGGUUCAUCGUGGACUUCGUGUCCUCCAUCCCGGUGGAUUACAUCGUCCUGAUCGUGGAGAGGGGGAUGGACUCGGAGGUGUACAAGACGGCCCGAGCCCUGCGAAUCGUCCGCUUCACCAAGAUCCUCAGCCUGCUGCGCCUCCUGAGGCUCUCCCGCCUCAUCCGCUACAUACACCAGUGGGAGGAGAUCUUCCACAUGACCUAUGACCUGGCCAGCGCGGUGAUGCGCAUCUUUAACCUGAUCGGCAUGAUGCUGCUGCUGUGCCACUGGGACGGCUGCCUGCAGUUCCUGGUGCCCAUGCUGCAGGACUUCCCCGAGGACUGCUGGGUGUCGCUCAACAGGAUGGUGAACGACUCCUGGAGCGAGCUGUACUCCUUCGCCGUGUUCAAGGCCAUGAGCCACAUGCUGUGCAUCGGAUACGGCCGGCAGGCCCCGGAGAGCCUGUCGGACAUCUGGCUCACCAUGCUGAGCAUGAUCGUGGGCGCCACCUGCUACGCCGUCUUCAUCGGGCACGCCACCGCCCUCAUCCAGUCGCUGGACUCCUCCCGACGCCAGUACCAGGAAAAGUAUAAACAAGUGGAGCAGUACAUGUCCUUUCACAAACUUCCGGCCGACUUUCGCCAGAAGAUCCACGACUACUACGAGCACCGGUACCAGGGCAAGAUGUUCGACGAGGAGAGCAUCCUGGAGGAGCUGAACGAGCCGCUGAGGGAGGAAAUCGUGAACUUCAACUGCAGGAAGCUGGUGGCGUCCAUGCCCCUCUUCGCCAACGCGGAACCCAACUUCGUGACCGCCAUGCUGACCAAGCUGCGCUUCGAGGUCUUCCAGCCCCGGGACUACAUCAUCAGGGAGGGCACCAUCGGCAAGAAGAUGUACUUCAUCCAGCACGGGGUGGUGAGCGUGCUCACCAAGGGCACCAUGGGAAUGAAGCUCUCCGACGGCUCCUACUUCGGAGAGAUCUGCUUGCUGACCCGGGGGCGUCGCACGGCGAGCGUUCGGGCGGAGACGUACUGCCGCCUGUUCUCGCUGUCCGUCGACAACUUCAACGAGGUGCUGGAGGAGUACCCCAUGAUGAGACGGGCCUUCGAGACCGUGGCCAUCGACCGGCUCGACCGCAUAGGUAAGAAGAACUCCAUCCUGCAGCACAAGGUGCAGCACGACCUCAACUCGGGCGUCUUCAACAACCAGGAGAACGAGAUGAUCCAGGAGAUCGUCAAGUACGACCGGGAGAUGGUGCAGCUGGUGGACCUGCAGCGCUCGCGGGCCAUGUCCAUGACCCCACCCGCGCACGGGGGCAUCUUCGCCCCCCCCGGCCAGCCCCCCCCCGGCUCGGCCAUCGCCAGCCUCCAGCAGGCCGUGGCCAUGAGCUUCUGCCCGCAGGUGGUGAACCCGCUGGUGGGGAGCCCGCUGGUGGGGGUGCCGCUGGGGGGCGGGGCGCUGGUGGGGGCGGGGCCCGUGCCCUCCCCCCGCAUGGUGCGCAGGUUCCAGGUGGUGCAGAGCCUGUCCAGCCCAGUUUCGGCCUCCCCCCUGCAGUGCCUGCAGUUCCCCCCCGGUGCCGCCGCCUUCGCCUCCGCCAUGUCCAGCCCGCCCGUCCAGAGCCCCCUGGCGGCCGGGGGGGGGCGGACCUUCCAGUACGGCUCGGCGGGAACCUCCGGCUCCCAGCUCUCCCUGGUGCAGCACCACGCCCCCAGCCCCACCCACCGCCCCGCCCCCCUCAAGAGCCCCCACCCCCUGCAGGCUGGUGGCCUGGGUCAGGCCGGGGCCGCGCUCUCCGCCUCCCAGCUCUCCCUCCGCCAGGAGGGGGCCCCGCCCACCGCCCCAGGCCCCGCCCCUGCCAGCUCGCCCCCCUCGCCCCGCGUAUCCUUGGCCUCCACGGGACCCGCCCAAUCCCAGGCCCCUCCUGCCGUCGCCUCCUCCUCCUCCUCCUCCUCCGGACCCCCAGGGCUGAGGGGUACCCCCCAGCGCUCAUCCCUGUCCCACCAAACGGGGGCGGGGUCCUUUCCCCCCACGCCCCCCCCCUCCGAGGCUGCCCCCCAGGGCGGGAAGGGGCCCGGGACGCUGGACUCCGGCCCGUCCCGAAAGGGCUCGGCUGCCAGCCUCCCCGAAUCGGACCCGGCCAGAUCGCGGCUCUCUUCUCACUUGUGACCUCACAGAGUCCCCCGGGGGGGAGGAGCCAGCCGUCCUCCAGCCUUAAAGGAAUCCCCGCCCCCCUCCUCUUAGACCCCGCCCCCUUGACCCCUCCCAUCCCCGCCACGCCCACGGUCGUUCGAUCUGAAUGUAUUUGCGUUGCGACAGUGGCGAUGGGGGGGGGGCAUACGGAACUCAAGAGAUGUGUAUGGCUCACGGCUGGUGGGUCAAUGGAUUAAUCAGACGAAUGCGGGGGGGGGGAGGGGGGGUUUGUGCAUUGCGACUCACCUGGACACGCAAACAGGACCUCUUCUGCAGUCCCUGUGUCAGAUGCUGCCUUCCUAAUUUGUUUUUCUUUAUUGUGAAACAUAUUCAAAACGUGUAAUGUAUAACGUAGGUGUCAUAUGCUGUAUAAAACCCCAAAACGACGCGACGGGGCCUGCGCAGGGCGGCGGUGACGACGGGGAAAUUUAACGCUUCGCAAAAAGAGUUUAUUUUUCGUGUGUGUGUGGUUUUCUUGUAGAAGCUAUCUUAGGUAAAUAGCGUUAGAGUUUUACUCACAGCACUCACGCGUUUUACUCACGCGUUGGUUUGAAGAAGCAGAAAAAAACAACAACAAAAAAAACAAUACAAUGAUGUUUUAGACCGCUGGUCGAUCUUAAGUCGCUGUGUACAUAUGAAACAGGAAGGGAGAAGUAAAUACUUAGGUUUCUUUUCAUUUUCUCCAGACCAAAGUGGAGCAGGAACACAAAGUCUGGUUGUCAACUGGAGGAAAAAAAAGAAAACAGAAGAAAAAAGGCUAUUUAUUUAACUGCCUUGAUUCUUGACUUUAGAAGCCAUAUUAUUGGUUCGCGUGUGUGUGUGUGUGUGUGUGUGUAUGUUUGUGUGUGUGUAUGCAUGUGUGUUUGUAUGUUGUAUGUUUUCUCUGUUUU
This is a messenger RNA of Anguilla anguilla (European eel), 4639 nucleotides long. RefSeq names its product potassium/sodium hyperpolarization-activated cyclic nucleotide-gated channel 2-like. Gene Ontology annotation, cellular component: membrane. NCBI's taxonomy places the organism in Eukaryota, Metazoa, Chordata, Actinopteri, Anguilliformes, Anguillidae. Gene Ontology annotation, biological process: transmembrane transport; potassium ion transport. The record is from RefSeq and is a predicted model, not a curated record. Gene Ontology annotation, molecular function: voltage-gated potassium channel activity.